Molecule: messenger RNA, 993 nt
Organism: Colletotrichum lupini
Lineage: Eukaryota; Fungi; Ascomycota; Sordariomycetes; Glomerellales; Glomerellaceae
Exons: 3
Coding region: 1-993 (330 amino acids)
Source: RefSeq, a predicted model, not a curated record
AUGCCUGGUGCCGGCUCAAGAGGCAUUAGCCUCUUAGUUUGGAUUGUUGUCUUCACCGUUGUCGAUGCUUCGUUUUUGUGUCUGCGAGCUUGGUCAGCGAGGGUGAUGAGGAGAUCAUUCUAUUGGGAUGACGGGAUGAUCAUCUUCGCCUUUCUCAUCCUCGCCAGUGGUGUUACAUGGCUUCUGGGAACCGUCUUCAUCAAGAUGGCCAUCUUGUGGCUGUACACUAGAAUCUUUUCCACGGCAAAGUUCAAGCGCUGGUCGCAUAUUCUCAUGGGCGUGACGGGAGCCUACGGUGUCGCGUUCCUUAUCCUCUUUAUGAGUAGAUGCUCGCCCAUGUCUCAGCAGUGGGCGCCGGUCGAAGGUGGUCACUGCCGCGAUAUCACUGUCGACCAGCUCGUCUCGGUGACCAUCAACAUCGUCGUCGACAUCGCCAUGACCGCACUGCCGAUGCCGGCGCUCUGGGGUCUUCAGAUGCCCCUUAGGAACAAGAUCGCCGUCAGCGCCAUGUUUGGCAUGGGUUUUGCAACUAUCGCAAUCAUGAUUUGGCGUCUAGUCAACACGGUCACCACCAUCGGUGACCUCGACUUUGUCUACAACCUGCACGACAUUGGCCUCGUCAGUCUCCUCGAGCUCUGGAUCGGGAUCAUCAUCGCAUGUCUGCCGACCCUGGGUCCUCUCUUCAAGACCUAUGUCAAGCCGGCCGUCUCCAAAUUCGGCUCCAAGCUGACGAACCCGUCAACGGACAAGGGCGGCCAGAUCAACCUCAAGGAUUUGACGAGCAGCAGCGGCGGCCACAGCAUCCGCCACCCCCGUCGAACGUAUGACAAGCUUGGCGACAAUACCUCCGUUGUGGACCUCGAGCGCGCCGAGCUGACGACAAAGUGUCAGUUCUCGCCAGGAGCCGAGGCCCCCAGAGGUAGCAGGCCCGUCAUCUAUGUUCAUCAGGACAUUGCGUCGCAGGAGACUUGGAAGCGAGGGGCGCAGGCUUGA